CUGGAAUCCAGUCUGAAGCCAAGCAAACACCCAGCAACGAGUCGUGUAUCCCGUAGUUGAGUUCAGCUGCCAGGAUGGCGCUGACGGUGGAUUACUCUCUCUAUCUUGUUACGGAUUCCACUGCGGCUAUUCUUGGCCAACGGGACCUGUGCCAUGUUGUCUCGGAGUCUAUUUUAGGAGGUGUGACAUUGGUCCAGUAUCGAGACAAAACUGCCGACAGUGGCGCGGCUAUCGAGACUGCGAAGAAGCUACUCAGCAUUUGCAGUGGACAUGGCGUACCGCUGCUAAUCAACGAUCGUAUCGAUGUUGCUUUGGCUAUUGAUUGUGCCGGCGUCCAUAUCGGUCAGGAUGAUAUGGACGUUACAACUGCUCGGAGGCUUCUUGGACCCAAUAAAAUUAUAGGAGUCACAGCUUCUUCUAUUGAAGAAGCAGACAAAGCUGUCCGAGAUGGUGCAGACUAUCUUGGAAUUGGGACUGUAUUCGCAACUCCGACAAAAGAGAACACAAAGUCUAUCCUAGGAGUCCACGGCCUGCGCGACAUCCUAUCACACCUCAGUGAACAAUCAAAAGAGCACCAAGACAUCAAAACAGUCUGCAUUGGCGGCAUAAACGCCUCAAACCUCCAACGAGUGCUAUACCAAUCUCAUACGCCUUCAAAACAGCUAGACGGUCUAGCCAUAGUCAGCGCGAUCGUUGCCGCGCCAGAUGUUCAAGAGUCCUCCAAGCACCUGAGACAACUGAUACGAGAACCUCCCCCAUGGAUACUCCCAGCCAUCUCCACCGACCACUCCGAAUGGUCAAAAGACACCUCUAUCACGGCACUGCUAGACUCAAUACCCACAGCCGUCCAAACCGUCAUCGAAAAGAAACCAAUCUCCCACAACAUGACCAAUUUCGUUGUGCAAAACUUCGCCGCAAACGUAGCUCUAUCAAUCGGCGCCUCCCCCAUCAUGUCCACCAACGGCCACGAAUCCCCCGACCUCGCCGCGCUCCGCGGCGGGCUGGUCAUAAACAUGGGCACGGCGACCCCGACGUCCCUCGAGAACUGGCUGCUGGCCGUAACCGCCUACAACGCCGCCGGCCAACCCGUGAUCCUCGACCCCGUCGGCUGCGGCGCCACCGCGCCGCGCCGCGCCACCCUCCGUGCCCUCCUCGCCGCUGGCUACUACGACGUCAUCAAGGGGAACGAGAGCGAGAUCCUGACGGUGGCGCGGGUGAGUGGAGUAGCUGGCGUCGGAGCCAUUCAACAGCGGGGAGUCGAUAGCGGAAAUUCAGGAAUGGGGAUAGAGCAGAAGGCGGAGGUGGUGAGGCGGCUGGCGGGCCGGGAGCGGAAUGUGGUCGUUAUGACGGGGGUGGUGGAUGUGGUGAGUGAUGGGGUGCGGUCGUAUGCGGUUAGUGGGGGGCAUGAGUAUCUGGGGAUGGUUACGGGGACAGGGUGUUCGCUUGGGACGGUGCUGGCCGCGUUUCUGGCGGCGAAUAAGGGGAGAGGGGAUAAGUUUGGGGCGACGGUGGCGGGGAUCGUGCUGUUUGGGGUCGCGGCGGGGAGGGUUGGUGAGACUCAUCAUGUUCAUGGGCCUGGGACGUUUGUGCCGGCGUUUUUGGAUCAGCUUUAUCUAGCGAGCAAGGAUAUUGCAGGAAAAGACGAGACAUGGAAGAAGCUGGUAGAGAUACGGGCGGUGGUUGGAUGAAGAAAUGGUUAUAUGUCCCGCAGUACUGGGUCAUAAGUCUGGGCACACGGAUUUAUCGCUGCUUGGCUCUAAUCGUGCUCACUGGACACUGCUGUGGGCAGCAGCCUAGCUAGUAAGUAGCCAGUCAGUCAAGAGGCAGUCUAAUUUGCACUAGUAGAAACUUGACAUCGUGCCUGGGGUUUUGAAGUUUUAUGGAGGUACCCCAAGCAGUGGCACACGCGUGUACGCAGCCUUACAACCUAUCACUAUAUCUUUGGGUGAACACGCUUUUGGAUGUAGUGAUCAAAUGGGAUGGUAUUAAGUAUCUCCGAGAAACCCCUAAGCUCGUGAAUAGCAAGAAAGAAGGGAAAAA
Molecule: messenger RNA, 2040 nt
Organism: Mytilinidion resinicola
Lineage: Eukaryota; Fungi; Ascomycota; Dothideomycetes; Mytilinidiales; Mytilinidiaceae
Product: TMP-TENI-domain-containing protein
Exons: 5
Coding region: 75-1688 (537 amino acids)
Biological process (GO): thiamine biosynthetic process
Cellular component (GO): cytoplasm
Molecular function (GO): magnesium ion binding; ATP binding; hydroxyethylthiazole kinase activity
Source: RefSeq, a predicted model, not a curated record